Messenger RNA from Chaetomium globosum CBS 148.51, 321 nucleotides. RefSeq lists its product as uncharacterized. The record is from RefSeq and is a predicted model, not a curated record. The coding region runs from base 1 to 321 and encodes 106 amino acids. Lineage: Eukaryota; Fungi; Ascomycota; Sordariomycetes; Sordariales; Chaetomiaceae. The transcript has 2 exons.
AUGGCAUGGCCGGCAGGCCAGGGAAGGAUACCCGAUGCGACGUUGGCGAUGAGAUUCGGGGCGUGGGGAUGGGAAAACUCGAUGCGAGGGGUCUCAGAUUCGGGCACAGAGGCAUGCGAUGUCUGUCUGGCUGGCUGGCCCACGGUACGGGGCAGCCAAGUACCGUCCGGCGCCGGGCCGGUCGGGAGCAAGACGCCACGGGAGUCGUACCACGGCCCUUGGCGCCACUCACGGGAUGGGAUAGGCGACAUCAAGGCCCCGGGAGUUUGGGUGUCUGGACGGCAGAGGCAUGGCGGCGGCGAAAAAAAGACGAUCCAGUAA